Cylindrotheca closterium is the source of this 435-nucleotide messenger RNA. The record is from the annotation of a GenBank genome assembly. NCBI's taxonomy places the organism in Eukaryota, Bacillariophyta, Bacillariophyceae, Bacillariales, Bacillariaceae.
AUGACCAUUACGGACUUCACUGUGCGCAAAAAGAGCUACCGCUAUCUCACCACCCAGGCGAGCUACCCAAACCAUGAUUCCAAGGUGGUCCUCGAUGCCUUUGAUCCCACCAAGGACCUUCAGUCGCAAGAUCUAAACAGCCUGGUCGAAAAGGGUGUACAAGGAGGCGCCCCUGCCUGGUACACGGGAUGGCCCAAGGAACAGGUGAACAACUUUAAUUUUUGGCAUCGUCCAAUGAUUAGGUACACAACGGUUGGCAAAAAGAAAGAGCAGCACUUCGAUAAGUUGUACGUGCUGGACCAUGACGUUCUGGAGAACGGGAGCGACCCACUGGCAUUCUCUUGGCCGGCAAAGGCCUUCUCAAAAACCGAUCCGGUUAUGCAAAGAAGGUACAGUAGCAGGACAGUGGAAAGCUACGUACCAAAGAGGUUGUGA